Molecule: messenger RNA, 8288 nt
Organism: Alosa sapidissima (American shad)
Lineage: Eukaryota; Metazoa; Chordata; Actinopteri; Clupeiformes; Clupeidae
Gene: col4a4
Product: collagen, type IV, alpha 4
Exons: 48
Coding region: 245-5266 (1673 amino acids)
Cellular component (GO): collagen trimer; basement membrane
Molecular function (GO): extracellular matrix structural constituent
Source: RefSeq, a predicted model, not a curated record
CUUGUUUAAAGUUAGCUGUGUUUCUGUUUAAGUUUUUCCGGUGUGUAGUUUUCAUCUAUGUGUUUGUUUUAUUUGCCACACAUUGCUAUGAAGUCGUUAUAGCGGGACCAUCUUCACUUGCAGCAGGAGUGGAACUGUCACUCAGUAGCUGGGGAGGCAGAGCCGCAGCCUUGUCCAAAGAGGUCACAGACAUUGCAAAGGUCCAGGGUUGCUCUGAAGGCGGGACACGCCCUACGUGGCGGAGAUGACACGUCCCCUUAACAUCGCCUUGCUAAGCCUUCUGCUGUGGUGCCUAUUGCCGAUGCAUAUUGAUGGACAAAAACUGGGGGUGCGUACACAGGGGGAUCCUUCAGAAGGCUGUGGUGGUAGAGACUGCACCGUGUGCCAGUGCUUCCCAGCUAAAGGAGCACGGGGUUCUCCUGGUGCUCUGGGGAAUCAGGGUCCUCAGGGCCCCCUUGGUUUUCCAGGUCCCCAAGGCCCCCCAGGGGAGAAGGGUCUCCGUGGUGAUGAGGGCUUCUCUGGUGGUCCUGGUCUGAAAGGAGAUAUGGGCAGUGUAGGCCGAGCUGGAUUCCCUGGCUUGAACGGUGUGGACGGUCAUCCAGGGCCAGGAGGCCUUCCUGGCCUGCCAGGAUUGGAUGGCUGUAAUGGAACCCGUGGCAACUUUGGAUACUCUGGCGUCCCGGGACAAGAUGGCUUACCAGGGCCAUCAGGUUAUCCAGGACUUAAAGGAGGGAAGGGCGAUAUCUCGUACAGAGUCAAUUACUUCCCUGGUCUCCCAGGAGACAUCGGUCUGGCCGGACUACCUGGUCGUCCUGGCCUCACCGGGUCUGUGGGGACGUCGGGUCCAAUAGGGCCAGUGGGUCCUUAUGGAAUUGAUGGAGCUCCUGGUCGGCCUGGCGAGCGGGGUCAGUCUGGUGAUAAUGGAAGAUCUUUACCUGGACAUAAAGGAGAUGAGGGUGAUGUCGGGCCCCAGGGCCCUCCAGGUCCCUUUGAAGUUGUGGACCUUCCAGAGGAAUUUUAUGGGAAAGGAGAGAAGGGAGAUCCAGGGCCAAGAGGGGAAGAUGGGUAUAAUGGUGCAGUGGGUUUGCAAGGACCUCUGGGAGAAAAAGGAGAGAAAGGUGUCCGUGGCUACCCUGGAGAAAGAGGUCCUCAAGGGCUUUCAGGGCCACCAGGUUUUCCUGGAUUUAUGGGCCCUGUUGGAGAUGGCGGUCUACCUGGACUCAUUGGACAACCUGGACCCAAGGGCUACAGUGGAGACAUUGGGUUCAAGGGUCAGACUUUUUACAGUCAAGAAGACUACAGAGGAAUGACAGGGGAUCCUGGGGAUCCCGGUCUCCCUGGGCCAUCAGGGGACCCUGGGGACAUGGGGAUGCACGGACCCCCAGGAGAGCGUGGGGUCUUAAUCCCAGGUCCUACUGGAGAGCCAGGUUUCGUGGGUCUACCAGGCCCCCUCGGAGAGAAGGGGGAUCGGGGUGGUGCACCAGACUAUGUUGUGCCUGGAGAACCAGGGAAAAAAGGGCCACCUGGUGCUAGAGGCUCACCCGGACCCCCUGGCCCUGAUGUUUGCGGAAAGGACUGUCUGCCUGGAGAUCCUGGAGCCGAAGGAGAGAAAGGAGACCAAGGUGCACCGGGCAACAGAGGCGAUAAAGGAAUCACAGGUAGUUUCGGUGACUGUCAAUGUCCAAACGAACCUUUUCCUGGUCCCCCCGGAGACAGAGGUUCUCAGGGGCCGAGAGGCGCUCAGGGUAACCCAGGAGCCUCAGGACUCAGUGGCGAUCCCGGGUUCCCAGGCCGCCCGGGUGCGGUCGGUCCAGUUGGCUUUCCUGGAUCUGAAGGUCCGAUAGGAGAAAAGGGUCAGAAAGGUGAAACGGUCUUCGUCAACGGGCCAGGUUUAGAAGGUGAAAAAGGUGAGUCUGGGCCAAGAGGGUCUGUAGGCCGCCGAGGAUUACCAGGCAGGCUGGGAAUCGGAGGCAGUGAUGGACAGCCUGGACCACCGGGGCCUAAGGGAGAAAGUUACCCCGGGGAUAAAGGGGAUGCAGGGCAUCCUGGAUACUUUGGUGCAAAGGGCCUCAGGGGCCCAGAUGGCCCCCCAGGGGCAAGUGUGCUUGGCGCUCCAGGGCUGCGGGGCUUUGCAGGGGAUGAUGGCUCUCCAGGACCAGUCGGACUGCCAGGGCCAAAAGGAAAUCCAGGUGACACCUUCCCCUGCCCUCAAAAGAACCCAGGACCACCUGGGGACAAAGGAGAACGUGGUUCACCAGGUCCCCGAGGGCUUCAAGGCCCCAGUGGGAUCAGAGGACCUCCAGGGUACAACGGCCCCAAAGGAGAGAGGGGAGAACUAGGACAACCAGGACCACGAGGAAGCCUGGGUCCUCCCGGGUUUAGUGGAGAUCCAGGCCAACGGGGUCCAGAGGGGCCCAGCAUCGAUGGCCCCCCAGGCCCGCCCGGCAGCGAUGGUCCCUCCGGACUCAAGGGACCCAACGGGCCCUCCACUUCUGGGUAUCCGGGUCUGAUCGGGGAUAGUGGACGUCCGGGCUUCCCUGGAGCCAUGGGCCUACGCGGACCAACAGGCGCACCGGGUGCACCGGGUUUGCCUGGAAGGAAUGGAGUACCAGGAGGCAAAGGGCAGGCAGGGGCUUACGGCUACAGAGGCAGAGAUGGGCCAAAAGGAGACAGCCCUCUCUCAUGUCCGAACGGUCUAAAUGGCCCACAUGGUCCACCAGGGUGCAAGGGCAAUGAUGGGCAGGCAGGUAAGAAAGGGGAGCCAGGUAUGAAGGGCCUGCCAGGCCCCCCUGGCGAGGGACAGCCUGGGCCUCCAGGGAAGCCCGGAAACCCAGGAGCACCAGGCUUCCCAGGUUCCCGGGGGGAACAGGGGCUAAAUGGAGAAAAUGGACAGCCAGGAUCCUUGGGACCGAAAGGUCCAAAAGGACCAGCCGGUUGGAAGGGGUUGCCAGGGGAUACUGGACCACCUGGUGCUACAGGACUUGCAGGCAGGAAGGGAGAGCGGGGCUCCGAUGGUCGGCCAGGGUUCCCAGGACCCAACGGAGUGCCAGGAGAGAGAGGUGACAAAGGCAUAUCUGGUGAGCCAGGAAAAACCACUUUCAUCCCCAUCAAAGGCUGGCCCGGAUUCCCUGGACUUCCAGGUGCUCCUGGAUUCACAGGACCUCGAGGUGACAAGGGCUUGCCUGGCAAACAGGGCCUGCUGGGCUAUCCUGGCCAAGAGGGAUUCGCUGGCCCCACCGGCCAGCAGGGACGCAGGGGAAGGGAUGGAGCAACUGGAGCACCAGGCCUACAGGGGGGACUCGGGUUUCCGGGCAACAACGGGGAGCCAGGAAGAGAAGGGGAAGUGGGAGAGCUUGGAAAUGAGGGCUGUGUAGGACAACGAGGCCGUGAUGGAGAAGAAGGUCAAAAAGGUGAUCCGGGUGAUUCUAUUAGUUCUCCAGGAUCUCCAGGGGACAAAGGCCCAACAGGUUACAACUCACCACCAGGACCCCCAGGUGACCCAGGUGAGGUGGGUGAUCGAGGUUGCGCUGGCAACAAUGGAACUAAAGGCGAGCCAGGAGCCCGCGGAUAUGCAGGUGUACCAGGAUUUCCAGGUGUAACAGGUCCUCCUGGCAUAGCAGGUAAGCCUGGCACAGAGGGUCCAAUGGGCGAGGUUGGACUGCCUGGGGGUGAAGGCAGACCUGGACUCAAAGGACUCCAAGGUCCUCCUGGGCCAUUGGGACUGCAUGGCCUGGACGGUCUGAAGGGGGUUAAGGGUGAGGUUGGAUCACCAGGGCCUGGGUUUACAGGCCACCGUGGUCCUCCAGGUGCCCAAGGGGAUAAAGCAGAGAGAGGAAAUCCAGGCCCCGCUGGGCCUCGAUUACAGGGUCCCAAAGGCCCCAAAGGCCAGGAUGGAUUCACCGGACCCCCGGGUCCUGGUGGAGCGCCUGGUCUAAAAGGUGAGGAUUGUAAGGAACUCAGAACGGGAGAGUGUGGAGAACAUGGUGUCCCAGGAUCAGAUGGACCACCAGGGCCACGAGGUGACAUGGGUGAUAAAGGGACAGCAAUGCCUAUGCCAGGAGAUGUUGGAACCAAAGGAGACCAAGGUGCCCCAGGGCCGCUUGGAUCGAGUGGCAAUGCUGGACCUCCAGGAGUACCAGGCAUAUCGGGCAACCCAGGACGCAAAGGCGAACACGGAGAAACCGGUUUCAUGGGCUCACCAGGACCCAGAGGUGGUGAUGGGGAUAAAGGGUUUAAUGGAUUCAAAGGCCCGGAAGGGGAAAAGGGAGAGCGAGGUCCUAAGGGGGACCCGGGGCUCAUUAUUGAUCCUCCACAUCCCCGUCCUCUACCUGGGCCUCUGGGGCCUCCUGGUCUACCUGGGCCCACAGGGGACCGUGGGUUCCCCGGCCCUAACGGCAGAGAAGGUGGCAAAGGCCAUAAGGGUGAUGCAGGAGACCCAGGAUAUCCAGGAUCCCCUGGAGCACCAGGGGCUAAUGGGCCUACAGGAAACCAGGGAGAUCAUGGAGACAUAGGAAUAGGAGGACUACAGGGUCCCACAGGAGAGAUCGGUGAUCCAGGAGAUCGGGGACCCCGCAUCACCUACAACUCUGGUUUUCUAUUGGUCAUGCACAGCCAAUCAGAAUCCAUCCCUGUGUGCCCCUCUGAAAUGAAUGAGCUGUGGACUGGAUACAGUCUCCUCUAUUUGGAGGGACAGGAGAAAGCCCACACACAGGACCUUGGCCAGGCCGGCUCCUGCAUGCGCAUGUUCAGCACCAUGCCCUUCUCUUACUGCAACAUGGCCUCCUGCAACCACGCCAGCCGCAACGACAAGUCCUACUGGCUCUCCACCAACGCGCCGGUGCCCAUGAUGCCCGUCGAGGGCCAGGGCAUCCGUUCGCUGAUUAGCCGCUGCGUGGUGUGCGAAGCCCCCUCUGUGCCCAUUGCCAUCCAUAGCCAGGACAGCAGCCUACCCUCCUGUCCGAUUAACUGGAGACCUCUGUGGGAGGGCUACUCCUUCCUGAUGCACACGGGUGCAGGAGAUGAGGGCGGCGGCCAGUCACUGACAUCGUCGGGCAGUUGCCUGCAGGACUUCCGGGCACUGCCGUUUGUGGAGUGCCAGGGCCCGCGCGGCUCCUGCUACUACUUCGCCAACAUCUACAGUUACUGGCUAACCGGCGUGAGCGACAGCGAAGCCAACUUCGGCCACGGCCCCAGCCAGUCCAUACUGAACGACCCGAGAGACCACCGGCAAGUGACCAGCCGCUGCCGGGUCUGCAUGAAGGUGUGACCUGACCCAACCCCCUCCACACCCCACACCCCCCAUCCCCCUCACGCCCACCAACCACACUGAGCAGGCCACACAAAGAGUGGUUGCCCUAAAGGAGGCAUCGGGCAGCGGUGGACUAUGAAAAUUACAGAAGCAGAGGCAGUGAGCAUUCUCAUUUGUUGUCACUUUCCUCCCUCCCCCUAGUUUUCUGUGGCAAGAAGCGACUGUGAACUCAUGGAUGCUCUGUUUUCUUUAAAACACAUUUCUCUGCAAAGAGCAUCUGGCAAAAACAUACUUGAUUUGAUUACCUUUCAAUUUGUGUCUUUUUGUUUCAGACAACAUUUUUUUUUAAAGGCUUAGAUUCUAGGAGCCUCUUAGCAGUGUGUAAUCCUGUGAUGCUAUUGGCUGAUGGUUUGUCAGUCAGUCAAGUGCUGAGUUCUCCAAAGUUAGUCACCCCUAUUUUUAUUGGUUGGGUUGGAGUCAUUUUGGAGUCAUUUCUUCCUUUCCAUAGUAACACAUUCUCCUAAUUGGUGGAUAUUGUCAUUCAGGAACCUCCACUCUGUUUCAUUGGCUCUGCUUCUGCACUGCCUUCGAUGACUUUUGUAAGUGUGUGAAAGCUCAACGAGGAUAAUGAAUACAUCAUGGCUGAACAUAGCUACUGUUAGCGCUAAGCACUUACGCCAUGCCUGUUCCAUUCUGUGAUUUAUGGGCCGCUAACUAGCUGCCCUCUUUGUCCCUCUGUCAGUCAAAGGUGAAUGGCACCUGAAAGAUGUCAUAUUUCCUCUAUUUCUCUCUCACCCUUCUCUCUUCCAACCUGCCUUUCUCUCUCCCUACUCGGUCCAACACAUGGCAAAAGGGGAUACUGAUUGAAGCAUCAUUUGCUUGGGAGAAAAAGCAGUGACGCUCCUUUGAUGUCUGCCCAUUGUCUGUUUAUCUAUCUUCCAAUGUAGGUUACUAUCAUUUUCAUGAUAUAGUGCCUACACACACACACACACACACACACACACAUACUGACACAUACGUAAACACAUGCGGCUCCACAAAGGACAUGAAUGCACACACAUACAUUCAGAUAAAUCCUUUUUGUAAUCAUUGUCUUAGUUUUUUCCUCUUUCAGUUCAUGCGUUUGGAAGCAUUGCUAAUGCUAAUGUAGCUAAGUGGCCUCCUGUCAUCCUCCUGCGAGUCAUGCUCUCCAUCAGGGGUCCUUCUGUCUGGUCUGUCUCUUCUGGUAUAUUCCUCAACCUCUCUGCUUGUUUAUCUGUUUGAAAGAGAGGUGGUGUGUUAUUUUCUCUUUAAGGACUAACAAAAGCCAUUAAAUCAUACUAACACACACACACAUACACACACACACAGACACACACACACCAGGUUGUUUUCAGUACUCGGCAUAUCCACUUUUUGUAUUAACAGGAUUAGAGUCAUGUUAACCCGCUUCUCACUGUUUUAGCCCUAAUGAUAUAUUCUAAUGUAUGUAAAUAUGUUUGCACUGUCAUAAGAACAGGAAUGCUUUAUAUUUUUACUGUAAAUGUCAAAAGUAUUUAUUUAGCUAGUGAUUAUUGUGGUGCUAUUUUGAAAGAAAACAGAAAAGAUUGAUGCACACAUUUACUCUCUCUCUCUCUCUCUCUCUCUCUCUCUCUAUCCCCUGUUCUUUUCCUGCACAGGGAGAGGUGUUUUGCUCUCCUAUGAUUCAGAUUGACUUGUUGUUUUGUCAGUGCUGUUACUUUGAGGAGAGAUGUACAGUGUCAGUGGAAGGGAAGAAGUGAGUCAUAGCAAUCAUGUAGGAGUGCACGUACAUCUAUAUAUUUCCAACAGAUGUGUCGGAUACUAAACGAUGCAAAAGGAAAAGGAAAGUGGGAAGUGGGUCAUGCCUGGGUUUAUAGCAACACACACACACACACACACAAUCUCUCUUGCUGUCUGUCUCUCACACACACAUACAGUACACACACAAACACACAGACACACAUACAGCCACAGACAGGUAAAGCACAGUGUUGCAGUCGUACCUUCAUUCAGCAAUAAAUUGAGUGCGGAGUUGUAUGCCCCAUAUUUUGAAAAAUGCUAUGCAUUUAUUAAAAAAAUGGUCUGGAAACAAAUUUUUGUCAUCCACAUAAGACCCAUAUUUUUAUGAAGCCUAUGUAUGGGAUCAUCAUUUUUUGUCUAUCAGUGUAUGUUAUAUCUACUCUAAUGCAAUGUGCGUCGGUAGAAUAUUGUCAGUAUUUCCAGUGGAGGUUAGAUGAUGAUCAUUCUUGUAAAAGGGCAUAUUAUCUCCCUCUAGCUUAGUGGUCUAUCCUUGCGAGGCAUAACAUAUAGCAUUAUUAGAUUCCUUUAAGUCAGCAUGUCCCCUCUGUUGAUAUGUUAUUUUAUUUUCAGGAAAGUCCAUUGAUCGAUCUGGAUGUCUUGUUCUCUAAAUCUCUGCCUGGGUUUGUGCAAUCCCCCCCCCCAGAAUAAUCAGUGUUGUGCUUGCCGUUAUUUUCGCUGUAGGCCUAGUUCACGUCCGCAUUUUGAAGUGAGAAUGUCCCUCAAAGUUAAACAAGGUUGGAAUCCCUCAAAAAGUUGAAGGACCCCACAUGGCCAAUUUCCAAGUGUGUCUCUCUGACACCUGGCUUAUGGGGAUAAAAUUAGAUAGGUGCUCUCUUUUAGUCGUGUGUAAGAGAGAAUAUUGUCACUUAAUUUAAUUGGGAUGUUGAGGGCCAUUAAGUGGACAAUAGUUGUAUAUGAAAGGUGGAGGAUGUUUUAGAGACCAUUUCAUUCUUGAUUUUCUUCUCAGCUGCAAAACCUGUCUUCUAAUUACUGCAUUUCAUUGCUGUGUCCAGUGGCCACACUCACACACUUGUGCCAAAUUCACUUGCACACACAAAAAAGACUUGAACAUCUUCACCAAUUGGAACACAACCUUUUCCUUCCUCAUAGAACAACACUUUGACUAACACAUAUACACACACACAAACACACAAGCAGAUAUUUAUAUGCAAACACCAGUAUCCUAAAUAAAUCAUUAUGUGAACUGUUUAAAAGUUACAAUAAAUGCAUUUAAUUUCGA